CUUCGAUCAUUAUUUGUGUAUCAUCAUUAUCUAAUAUUAUCUAUAUAUGUGACGAUUUCUGAUGAAGUAGAAACUUCUGAAAACAGUCAACAUUAUUUUCUGUGAUGCUUUGUGGAUCGUUUAUGUAAAAAUCAAUCUGAUUUUUGAUUUUGAUGGUAAAAUUGUGACCGGAAAAUGAAUUUGAUUUUUGUUAAAGCUGUGGUAAUUCUUUUAGGCAAUUCAAUUUUCAACAUGAGAUUUCUCGGUCUAGUUCGUGCUACGGAAAAAUCUUUCGAAUUAUUAAGACCGAUACCAGUCAACUUUUUUUCGAAACACCGAAAUGUUUCUAGCUCAGAAACUGCCCCGAAAGAAGAAAUUGAAGGACUUGUGAAAAAAAGUAAAGUUGUCGUGUUCAUGAAAGGUCUGCCAGAAGAACCUUCUUGCGGUUUUAGCAAUGCAGUAGUCCAAAUACUUCGCAUGCAUGGUGUUAAUUUUGAUGCCUAUGACGUAUUGGAUAAAAAUCCAUUAAGACAAGGUGUGAAAGAGUAUACCGGUUGGCCAACGAUACCGCAGAUAUUUAUCAAUGGAGAAUUCAUCGGCGGUUGUGAUAUUUUGUUAAAGAUGCAUCAAACGGGAGAAUUAGUUAAAACGUUGGCCGAAGUUGGAAUACAGUCGAAAGCUACUGGAAAGCCAGAAGAUAUUAAACCGAAAUGAACUGAAAUUAUAUAAUUAACGAGCCAUCAAAACUAAAAUGGAUAGAAUCAGAGAAUAUGGUGAAGUGUAUUGUAGUUUUCAAGAUCGCUUUCAUACAACGUAGAACAAUAUUUUCAGCAUCUGUAUAAAUGAAGCUCAACUCCUAUCUUAAUUUUUUGUUUUGUUAACAUUCAAAUAUUACAAUUGUUUUUUAA
Planococcus citri (citrus mealybug) is the source of this 887-nucleotide messenger RNA. RefSeq names its product glutaredoxin-related protein 5, mitochondrial-like. Lineage: Eukaryota; Metazoa; Arthropoda; Insecta; Hemiptera; Pseudococcidae. Bases 175 to 693 code for a protein of 172 amino acids. Gene Ontology annotation, cellular component: mitochondrial matrix. The record is from RefSeq and is a predicted model, not a curated record. The transcript is spliced from 4 exons.